GCUGCUGACCAACUGUUCCCGCCGUCAUUUCAGGGAUUGGACGUGCCAACGCUGUGUCGCGCGCAAAACCAGCCAGCCGCUCAUAGAGAGACGCUUCAACUACAAUGCUCGCGUACCAAUAGAUAUAGCGUCUUUGGGCAAGAAACCCUCAUCAGAUAAGCCACGGCCUGCAACUCGCCUUCCCAGCCAGGACCCCGGACACGGCCCCGGGCUAGACAAAAUGGAGUGUUCGUAUCCAAACUGCGCGCAACCCAAAGCGCCCCAGGACAUUAUGUGUCCCAUGCACAUGAACGGGUUCACCAAUGCUGCCAGCGCCCGCCCACUUGACAGAGAGUCGGAUGCGGGGUCUGCUGCACCGUCGCCGUCGACAUCGAGAUCGGCGUCCUUGACGGCAUCCGCGUCCGCGUCCGUGUCCGCGUCCGUGUCAACAACCCUGUCAGCACCUACCGCGCCUGCGCAAGGAGCGUUGCCCGCACCCCACACAAAUUCAGUGCCGAGCUCGGGUCGCCCGAGCCAUGUGCCACCCGCCAUACCUAACAAACUUCUGUCUGAAAACGACAAGUCUCGCCCAAUUCUCAGGCGUAAAACAGCAAAGGCCUCCAGUACGCCCACAUUCUCCGUUUUCAAGCCUUACACGCCUUAUGUCUCGGGCGAGAACACUCCGGCAGCCCCAUCUAAGCCGCCUCUUCUUACUCCGUCAGUACACUCUCCGCCGGCCAGCCCAGACGCUCCGCGUGACGGAGAGCCGGCGAGAAAGAAACAGAGAUUAACGCCUUCCGUGGAUGGCGUGCCUGAUGGCCAGCCAAACGGAGCACGAGCAUCUGACCCCGCCAAGCCGGAAGAAUCUGGUGUCAGAGAAAAGACGGCAAAGGUUCUUUUGAAUGCACAAUCCGGCCGUCACGCGUCCCACUCCCAAACUCAGAGGCCAGGGAAAACGCUCGAGACUGAGGGCAUAAACGGUUUCAAACUGACUGUCAAGCCGGUGAGAAAAAUGGCACCUCCCAUAUCAUCUAACGUGAGGUUCUUCCCCGGUUUGGAGGGCUCCUCCUCGGAGCCUGAGCGGCCGCCCAGGGAGCAGCCUCCUCGACAGGAGCCCCCGGUGAACGGGACUUCGGCAUCGGUUUCAAGGCGCACGCCUGAAGAGGGCGUCUUUCUUGGCAAUAAGGGGCUGCAAGAUUUCUGGAAGUCUGGUAAAAUCAAUCAAUCAUUGUCCCCAGUUUCACACACGGAACCACGGUCAGCCUCGCCGUAUCAGUCAAGGCCGUUUCAACCAAUAUUACAGAAGACCCCGGCAGUCAACGGCCAGAACCACAAUGCCCAAAACCGGCCCGAGAACUCAACUUAUCAGGUUUCAGGCUCCGAGAAAUCAACGAAUGAGAGGCCCUCGACCGACGAUUUCCCUUUGACUGUAGAUGGGCCAAAAACUAUUUUCUUCAGCCCGCCGGAACCCCAGACACAGCCAGUAACCUGGGUGAAUGGGGCCCCCACCUUGAAGUUACCGGUGCAACCUAACGGAAUUUCGAGGCAAGAGCCGAUGCGGCAAAUGCCGUUUAACAUUCAUACGAAGAAGCAGCAGCAAAAGCAGCAGCAGCGUCAGCCGGGUCAGUUCAAAGCGUUGGAUCUCGGUUUGCUUGAUAGCUUCAUCUACAACCAAGAAGGCGCAGCAAAGCCUCCCCCAGGCCUUGUGCUUCGGCCAGCAGUUUCUUUGGCAAAAAAGCCCGAGACUCCGGUCAAGGAGGACGAGCCGCUAUAUGCCGACAUCGACCCCCGCAUCCACUGGCCGCAGCCGCGCUCGGAGGCAUGGCACGAGGCCAAGCAGAACGAGAUCAAGGAACGCGGCGGUCGUAAAGCCCAGUUCGGCAAGGCAGCGCUACGGCUGCGGCAGCAGCGGCUGGAGGAAGGGGAGCCGGACUCUUUCGAGGAAACGCUGCCCGACAAGAUUGCGGAAAACCCCGCGUGGGUGCGGAUGUUGAAGCGGCUUCAUAACAUAGAAGGCGAAAUCGCGGCUAGCGGCGGUGCAAAUGGGGUAGGCAAGCGGGGACGGCGGAGGGCGGGGGAUGUUGGGCUGUGAAGCGGCGAGAGAGAAAGCUGCGGUUACUCGGCUCGUCUCUAGCUACAAUUUCUCGGAGUGAGAUUUGAUAGUCGAAGCGAAUUUCUAGGAAACUGCACCUUCGAACUUCGAAACCCAAGACGAACGAGCAAGCAAGCA
This is a messenger RNA of Lasiosphaeria miniovina, 2209 nucleotides long. RefSeq lists its product as uncharacterized. The coding region runs from base 221 to 2071 and encodes 616 amino acids. The transcript has a single exon. NCBI's taxonomy places the organism in Eukaryota, Fungi, Ascomycota, Sordariomycetes, Sordariales, Lasiosphaeriaceae. The record is from RefSeq and is a predicted model, not a curated record.